Closterium sp. Yama58-4 is the source of this 3087-nucleotide messenger RNA. Lineage: Eukaryota; Viridiplantae; Streptophyta; Zygnematophyceae; Desmidiales; Closteriaceae. The record is from the annotation of a GenBank genome assembly.
AUGGCAACAGAGCUCAUAGUGGGGCCAAACGACAACGUGCAGGGCGUGCGGACGUUCUUUGGAGUGGACUUUCUGGCCAAGGCUGUUGUGCUCACCACAGGUACAUUCAUGAACGGUCGCAUCUGGGUGGGACGGCAGUCCCUCCCAGCAGGCAGAGCAGGCGAGGGUGCCUCCCUUGGCCUCACCGAGUACCUCCUCUCCCUCGGCUUCGAAUCCGACCGUCUAAAAACCGGCACCCCCCCGCGGAUCGACAUCCGGACCGUCGAUUUCUCUCGACUAGCAGAGCAACCAGGGGACGACCCUGAAGCUGACGGUGUGGGGGAGCGGUGGUUCAGCUUUGAUGAGAGCGUGUGGAGGCGGAGGGAGCAGAUGAGCUGCUGGUUGACCCGCACAACAGCGGAGACCCAUCGGCUGGUGGAGGCGAGUUUGCAUGAGACGCCCACGUAUGGCGGCUGGGUGGACGGCCGCGGACCACGCUACUGCCCCAGCAUCGAGGACAAGAUAGUGCGGUUCAAGGACAAGGAGUCACACCAGAUCUUCCUAGAGCCUGAGGGUCGAACCGUGCCAGAGCUCUACGUGCAGGGGUUCUCCACGGGUCUACCAGAACGCCUGCAGCUGGCACUACUUCGCUCCCUACCAGGCUUGGAGCGUUGUUCCAUGCUGAGGCCUGCCUACGCUGUGGAAUACGACUACCUGCCGGCGUACCAGUGCCAACGCACCCUCAUGACCAAGAAAAUUGAGGGGCUGUUUUUUAGCGGGCAGAUCAACGGCACGACUGGAUACGAGGAGGCUGCUGCUCAGGGGCUGAUUGCAGGGAUCAACGCGGCCAGGCUGGCGGAUGGGAAGCCGUUGAUUGCACUGGAGAGGGAGAGCAGCUACAUCGGCACUCUCAUUGAUGACUUGGUGACCAAGGACUUGAGAGAGCCGUACCGCAUGCUGACAAGCCGUUCAGAGUUCCGGCUGCUACUGCGAUCAGACAAUGCUGACGUUCGCCUCACACCCAUGGGGCGGGAGAUCGGGCUGAUUGACGACCGCCGGUGGGACAUGUAUUUGGCGAGACAGGCGAGGAUGGACGCUGAGAAAGAGAGGCUCAAGCGGUACAAGCUGGCAGCCUCACACCCAGCCAUCCCGGCAAUAGAGCAGCUGUCAGGCGCAGUGCGGCACGGCACAACGCUGGAUCAGAUCCUCCGCCGUCCGCACAGGCAGAAGCAGCAGCUGGAGCAGGUGAUAGCCAAGGAGCACCGCCGCAUUCCCGAGGACAUUGACUACGACUCCAUUGCCACCAUCUCCAAGGAGGCCCGCGAGAAGCUCUCCAAGAUUCGCCCAGCCACCAUCGGGCAAGCGUCUAGACUGGGUGGGGUCAACCCUGCUGACAUCACGGCUCUGCUCAUUUUCCUGGAAGUGCAGCGCCGGAAGAAACUAACGGCAAAUGGAACCAUGCCAACUCGGCCUGGUGGUGUGGAGAACGGUGUCAUUGAUGGUGGUGCAUUAAUGUCGAAGUGUGUUGCAACCGUCGAGGUUCAGUAUGUUCCAACUGAGGAACUUCAGCCCGUUGAAGAUUUGGAGAGCGUCCUUGCCGGUAUUGGGGCGAAGCUUGAAUCGAAAGACUGGUUCGUGGUUUGCGAGGGGCUUAUCGAACUCCGGAGGGUUGCGAAGUUCAACAGCGAACACCUGACCGAAAGACUCGAAUCCUAUUUUGAUCCGAUGCUGAAGUCCCUGAAGAACCCCAGGAGCGUUCUCAGAAAGACACUAUGGAUGACCUUGGAGGACCUGUUUAGGUUCAACACGACGUGCAUGGAAGGGUCGCUUGAAUCCUUGAUGCAACCUUUGCUUAUCCAAGCUUCACAAGAUAAUAAGUUCAUGGUUGAAGCUGUUGACCGUGCACUUUCCACAAUGGCUUCGACUCUUAAUCCUGAAGUCACCCUGAAAGCGCUUCAAACGUGCAUCGCGCAUAAGAGCCCGAGAGUACGAUCAAAGGCGAUGAUUUACGCCUACCAAGCGGCAGUUCGACUGAACCCGGAUCAGGUCAAGCUGAUUGGGCUGGAUGUGCUUUUAAAGAUUGCCGCAACUCAGAUGAAGGAUCAAGUCCCGGAGGGACGGGAAGCAGCUCGGAAGCUUGCAGUGUACCUUCACUUACUAUAUGUUGCUAUGGAAGAUGCGGCUGCGGAGAGCCAGGGGACGUCCGAACCAUGGGAGGGAUAUUGCAGCAAAAGGCUUUCGUCGACUGAUGCUGCGGCGGUGCUGAAGGUUUCAGAGUCACAGGAAUCUUUCAAGCUUCAAAGGCCCACCAACGGGAUUACAAUUGACCGUCUUCCCUCGCGCGUUCCACGGGACUCGGAGGAACAGGCACAGCCACCUGCGUGCGACCCGAACUCGUGUCCAGCGACAAUUAAAGCGAGAGAUUCAGAGGAUGAGGAUAUAGAGGCUUGGGAAGAACAGUACGAGGGUGUGGACGAUGAGGAUUCUCCAUUUAGUUCAACUUGUUCGUUCUUAGAACCAGGACAGGCGUUUGUGGGGACGCAGAAUGUGUCAUCGUCAUCUUCCUCAGGCGACUCUUCUCCUCCGUUAUCAGGCAUGGAGCGGGACGAAGCGUGGCGGGUGACGGUGCGCAUCCAGCAGUGCGACAUGCGGAGAGGGUACCUGUGCGGAUCCAUGGAGGCUCUUAACGUUCCCUCGACUGACACCUCGGUGGUAACCUUUUGGGAUGGAGAGAUUGUGGACGGCAAGAACUAUUCUUUCUUCACAGGGCAAUGGGAUGCCACUCGGGAAACUGACAUCAAGCACUGGUCUCGCUUCCCAUGCUUCGUGCAGCUCAAGGAAGCAGCACUUAAGGACGGAGCUCGAUCCGUAAACCUCUCGACAUUCCCCUACAUCUUCAUGCGGUGGAAGGAGAAGUUCUUUGUGAACGUGGGGCCGGACUGUGGGCUCACCAUAGCGGGAUUCUAUUAUGUGUGCUUCAAUCGGGAGGAUGGGAGUGUCACAGGCUACUACUACGACCCCAGCAGCAGUCCCUUUCAAAAGCUGGAGCUUCAGCCACAGCAGCUGAGCUCAUCUGGGUACACAUCUGGCACAUUCGCUCUCUGCUAG